Messenger RNA from Pimephales promelas (fathead minnow), 2747 nucleotides. RefSeq names its product gamma-aminobutyric acid receptor subunit rho-3. Gene Ontology annotation, molecular function: transmembrane signaling receptor activity; extracellular ligand-gated monoatomic ion channel activity. Gene Ontology annotation, cellular component: membrane. Gene Ontology annotation, biological process: monoatomic ion transmembrane transport. NCBI's taxonomy places the organism in Eukaryota, Metazoa, Chordata, Actinopteri, Cypriniformes, Leuciscidae. The record is from RefSeq and is a predicted model, not a curated record.
GCUGAUUAUUUUGUCUUCAAGAAAGAUCAAUGAAAUUUUAACAUCAAAUCUCUGUUUAGCUGAAAACAAUAAUCCACAAAAAGGAUGUGAGUUCAAGAGAGUGGCCACCAUUGCGAUGGAGGCCUAUCAGCAUCACAAUUAACUAAACAUAAUUAAGCCACUUCCUUACUGACAUCAUCAAGCAGGAAGUGACAUCACGAGCAUUUGUGUCUAAUCUGACGAUUUGAAGAUCUUUUCUGGAUUACAUUAAAAGUGGACGAGGACAGGAUUACAUCAAUUUACGUCUUUGCAACUUGUCACUCUGAUGAGAAAAUCCUUUAAUUAUCUUUGAUUUGUGCAUUGUUUGGUUUCCACCUCUCAGGAUCAGUGUAUGAAGGGCAUGAGUGGACAGGUAUGAGAUGCUUAUCUUCAACAGAGACAGAACAAAGCAAUAACGCCUGGCACGAGGAAAUCCCGAUUAGAGAUGGUCCCAGCCCACUGUGUAGGUUAAGGGUAGAUCCACCAGCUAGAUAAGAGGAUUUGAUAGGAAUUAAUGCCAGUCUUUUUAUUACCGUUAAGAAUACAUUCCCAUUGAUUUAUGUUUGGGUGACAAAGCACCACCGAGUCAAUCAGCUGAAGUAUGCGGAAUAGAUGCUGACGAUCCAACAAGCUAGUUUCACGUUUACAUUUAUUCUGGGAGACGUGUGAACAUCUUGAGAGGUCAUCAGGACUACCGUACCGUUUCCCAGCGCCCUCUCAGUUGAGGUUUGCUGGGGAUGGCCAGGACUCAGGAACCGUCCUGCCUUGGCUCCGUCACCGUGGAAGAUUUCUGGACCCUUGCUACAGGACCAAGAGCCCUAGAAGAAAAAGAACAAGUAUUCCAUCAUCGUAUUUGGCCAUGAAGUUAUUCCUGCUGACCUUCAGGCUGUUGUGCCUUGCUUGUCUCUGGCCCGUCACCCUGCUCAACAACCCCUACCCUAACCGGAAGAAAAACAAGGAUGUUUACUUGGUUGAGCACGCCAAACAGCGAUUCAGAGGCCGGAUUGACUACAAAUUAAAGCGAAAGGACAGCACCAAGUCCCUCCUCAUCAAAACGGAACAGCUGCUAAGGAUCGAAGACCAAGACUUUGCCAUGAGACCUGGAUUUGGAGGAUCUGCCAUCCCCGUGGGCAUUGAUGUGCAGGUGGAGAGUAUAGACAGCAUCUCUGAAGUAAACAUGGACUUCACGAUGACCCUGUACCUGAGGCAUUAUUGGAAGGAUGAACGCUUGGCGUUUCCCUCCAGUAACAAUCUGAGCCGCACAUUCGAUGGUCGGCUGGUGAAUAAGAUCUGGAAGCCUGAUGUCUUUUUCGUCCAUUCCAAGCGCUCCUUCAUUCAUGAUACCACCAUGGAGAACAUAAUGCUGAGGGUUUACCCAGACGGCAACAUCCUUUACAGCGUCAGGAUCACAGUUACUUCUCUUUGCUCAAUGGACUUCAGUAGAUUCCCGUUGGACACUCAGAAUUGUUCCCUGGAACUGGAGAGCUAUGCAUAUAAUGAGAACGACCUCAUGUUGUACUGGAAAAAUGGCAAUGACUCUCUAAGGACAGAUGAAAUUGCCCUCUCUCAGUUCUUCAUCGAAGAGUUCCACCCUUCACACGGUCUGGCCUUGUACAGCAGCACAGGCUGGUACAACAGGCUCUACAUCAACUUCAUCCUCAGAAGGCACAUAUUCUUCUUCAUGCUGCAAACGUAUUUUCCCACAAUGCUGAUGGUGGUGCUGUCCUGGGUGUCUUUUUGGAUCGACAGGCGGGCGGUACCGGCCCGUGUUUCACUUGGAAUCACUACAGUGUUGACUAUGUCCACCAUAAUUACGGGAGUGUCAGCGUCCAUGCCUCAGGUAUCAUAUGUGAAAGCGGUGGACAUCUAUUUGUGGACCAGCUUCCUGUUUGUGUUUCUGUCCGUCAUCGAGUACGCAGCUGUCAACUACUUCACCACCAAGGAGGAAAUGAAGAAACUCAAACAAUUAAAGCUCACAGACUACGAUGCAUCUCAAGCGAUGGCAUUCGACGGAUGUUUCCAUGACCAGGACAUAGAGCUCAGCGCAUUUCCUCGGCUGUCUGACCUAAACAUGGACACGUGCGUGUCCUCACGCAACUCCACAACACCUGACCUCCCUCCAAUCCUGGGCACGCGCCUCCGUCGACGGCGUUCCAUCCGCCAAAGUGUCAACCAUAUCAUGAACAACAGUUACAAGAUAGACUCCUAUUCAAGAAUAUUAUUUCCUUUAGCAUACUUUCUCUUCAAUAUCAUCUACUGGAGCAUAUACUCCUGAGCGAGAGAAAACUGGCCUGCUCAGGGUUUACAAGACUGUCGUACACUUGAUGUGUGAUCACAUGCCACAGUGAUAGAAUUCACACUCGCACACACUCAAAAACUGUAUCACAGGGUGAAAAAAGUAUAAUAAAUUAUUUAUUAUGUUAGAAUGUCAGAUUCCUAACUCUUUCUAAAAUAUAUGAAUAUAAAAAAUAUAUUUUGCAAAAGCGAAAUUAACAUAUAUUCAUAACACUACAGUAAUUGCUACAAAACAAUUAUCAAAACAUAAUACAUGUAAAUCACAUUACUAUACUUUGGCUUAACAGAACCCCUUCUGCUACUCAAAGACAAUUUGAGACAACAGAACAUUUGAUUACAUCUAACAUUUUCAGAUUUCUUAUGUGAGGAUUACAACACUGAGAAUGACUAUAAAAUGUGAAGAGAAAAAAAAUAAACAGCUAACUGGACCCACA